AUGGAGAGGGCAACAGAAGAAACAGCAGCCACGAUGUGGUCUGACGUGAAAAAUACAAACCCUCAGUCCCGCGCACCUGCUCCGCCGGACCCCGGUGUCGCCCCAGCGCGGGGAAAGGGCGUACUUGCUGUGGAGGACGCGGUGCACAGGAACACGGGCACGGGUACGGGUACGGAUACGAAUCCCGAAGCAAAGCACCACCGACAGUCCUCGCUCCGCGACUGCCUGGGCAGCGCCGCACCGGGCCGGGCCGGAAACAGCGGCUACGGCAGAGCGAGGAGGAGGCAGGACCGGGGCGGAGCGGAUCGGAGCGGAGCGGGGCUAGCCGGGAGGGGCGAACGAAGGCAUCGGAAGGUCCCAGCAGGCGCCGCGCUUCCCGAGAUGGCUGUCGAGGUGGGGCCGCCGCGGCUGCCCCGGAAUGGCCGGGUGUCUCCCGGGUUGGAGCAUCGCGGCCCUGGCCCGCGGAAGCAGCAGAAGCUUGAAACUGUGCUGCAUACCCACCUGAAGCACUUUGAGCCUUACACCUUGUUGAACUUCUUACACUUGUGUGUCCUUAUUCAAUGUUAUCCAAUAAAUUUUCUGCCAAAAAUAUUUAGUCCCUAUUUUCUGCAAAAGCUUCAAGGGUCUGAAACUCCUUUCAAAAUACCAGAUACUGAGAUUAAAUUAGAUGAAGAAGGUUUUGUAUUGCCUGCGGCCCAACUUAAAGAGGUACACAGACGAUUCCAUUUUUUGAGAUAGAAAGUCUACAAAUUACCAGAAAAAUGGCAGAUUAUCUACACAAAAAAAUCUUUCCUUGUAUAUAUUGACUCAGCAGCUGACAGUGGAGAAUACUACUGGAUCACAGGCUGAUCUUCUAUACUACAAAGGGUAAAUUCUGCGCAUGGAAGAAAAAAUAUUUUUUCUAAGUAACUCCACGUCAGAAAAUUUGAGCUUCAGAAAGUUAUUUGGAACAUUUGACAUAUACAGAGUAAUAAAGCUAUGUAUAGAUCCUCCUUUUCUUAUUUUCUAUCUUUUUUUCUAUUUCUUAUUUUCUUAUUUUCUAUCCUUAUUUUCUUAAGAUUUGUGUCAAUAUUUAUUUACAAGUUUACAGAUAUAAGUGCCAGUCAGUGCUGCUUUUCCCUUGUAUUUUUAACUGGUUCUCAUUCACAGCUGCAAACAGCCACGUGACUAUUGAAGGAUACUGGCCAGUCUGUAUGUACAGAAUAUGCCUAAAGAAUAUUAGGCAUAUCAGGGCAAAUCAGGGCUUUUCUUGAAAAUAUAAGAAGAAAUAGUGCAAUUUAUUUAGAGCUGCUCAUGUAAUUUCACAAGUGUUACAUAAAACUAAAAUUUGAAGUAGUUGCACAGUAUUGACUUAGUGGUUUUACUUACAAGAUGUGGAGUGCUGUUCAGUAAAUAGCAAAUGCCUUACAGAAAAUGAGAGCAUUUUUAAUAAAAAGGAUUUGCUUUACUUGGUAAAGAAACAGCUGUCACAGGAUAAUGGACUUGUACAACUGUCUCUGUGGGGCCAGCCAGUGUUCCAGAUACAGUCUAUUUGUAGUUUUGACUUUGGUGGCAGUGUUUUAAAUGUGAUGGCAAAAUGAGGUUAAAAAACCCAAUUUAUUAUAAAGCAAUUUCAAUAAAACAAACAACAAAAGGAAAAACCACAAUAAAAUAUAUCAGCACAGCGCUGGGUGGACAGGGGUCUAUACUCAAAGGUACAGAUUUUCCCAAAUCCACGCUGUAUGUGUUGUAGUCCGGGGUUUUUAUAGGGGUUUUGUGCCCUCAGGCCAAAACUCUGAGCAGUCACUGUUCAACAAAGAGUCUUGAUGGUUGGUUGAAUGGAUUUCUUGGAACCGGUGAACUGAAUCAAUAGACAGUUGGGCAGAGUCUCUUUGCAUGUAGAAAGGUUCUGAGUGUCUCUUGAUUUCAUCUUGGGUUGGGCUAUCAGGACGGAGUGGUUGGGUUCGGGUUGGAGCCGAUGAAUAUCUCGGCUGGGCUUCUCUCUUUGUCCAGUUUGAUUGCUUCUGCAACUGUGGCUUGCAGGGUGGGGUGUUUAGGUCCAGUGAUGAGUAUCUUGUCCGGGCUCGUUUCUUUGUCCAGCCUGAUGGCCCGUGUCCUGCUCAUUCUCUUAGGUUGAUGGGCGCCGGCUAGAGUCGUUAUCUGAGUGCCAGCUAGAAUCGUUAUCUUUUGAAUGGGUAUUUGCUGCUGGGUCUGGGGAGGAAUCCUUGGGCCACACUAUACUUUAUAU
This is a messenger RNA of Poecile atricapillus (Black-capped chickadee), 2227 nucleotides long. RefSeq names its product FAST kinase domains 3 (gene FASTKD3). NCBI's taxonomy places the organism in Eukaryota, Metazoa, Chordata, Aves, Passeriformes, Paridae. The transcript is spliced from 6 exons. The record is from RefSeq and is a predicted model, not a curated record. Bases 1 to 738 code for a protein of 245 amino acids. Gene Ontology annotation, biological process: regulation of mitochondrial mRNA stability.